Molecule: messenger RNA, 4246 nt
Organism: Anopheles coluzzii
Lineage: Eukaryota; Metazoa; Arthropoda; Insecta; Diptera; Culicidae
Exons: 5
Coding region: 711-1934 (407 amino acids)
Biological process (GO): actin filament polymerization
Cellular component (GO): cytoplasm; actin cytoskeleton
Molecular function (GO): protein binding
Source: RefSeq, a predicted model, not a curated record
CUCGCUUCGGCGCGUUUGCUUGUGCCGCGCUCCAGGACAAUGGUACGGCAAGUUCCGAAAACGAGAACUGUCAAUAUACACACAGUGGGGGCUGCAGAGGAGGAAGCAAAAGAAUAAGAAGAAGCAAAAGAAGGCAACGGAGGAGAACGAUUCUGGCGAAAUUUUCACGGCAUUAUUGUAUCCACAGUGCUGGAGUUAUUGUUGUCCCCGCCGCUACGAUUUGGCCGCAGUUUUGCAGGGGGGGACCUCCCACACCCGCGGAAAACCCCGUGAAUCGACCCGUGUCCCGCGAUUCGGGCGUGUGAAUAAUCGCUGAAAUCACAUCCAUCCCCGUGUCCAAACAGCAUCAAACAGCACCCAAAACGGGGUGACAUCUUUACUUUUUUUGCUGUGGAAACAAAGCCCCAGCGAAGUCCGCGACCAACCAACAAACCCGCUCAAACCGAACCGAAAAUCUUCAAUCAAAGCUCUCAAAGAGUGCAAUUUUUAUCCCUUUCGCCCCUCUGUGCUUGAUUGUUUUCUCCUGUGUGUUUGUGUGUGUGUGCAGUGUUAUGAACGGUGGUGCGGCUGGCCCGGUGGUCCGCGUUGUAAUAUGAGCUCGGAGGGUACAGUGAGUCGGCGUACCAGUGUCUACUAGAGGACUUUUGUUUGUUCGGUGUGGCCCGAGAAGGGCCCGAGAAGCGACCAGGAGAAGAGACUGCGCACGCAAAAUGCACGACCGAAGGGCGGCCAUGUGCUACGGGCUGGUGUACAUACUGUGCACCCAGGUGCUGUCCACCAACUCACGCACCUCCACCCUGUGGAAGCUAAACACGGAGGAGGGCAAGAUUGUCAGCGGGACCGGCGGUAGCAACUGCAAACUGCAGAGUUCCGGUGCGGGCGAAAGUAAGAUGACCGCAGCUGGCGAGAGCAGUUCCACCACCACCGGCAGCAGCAACAACAAUAACAAUGGGGACGAAUCCUUGGUGGACCCGUACCAUCCGGAGGAGGACGAGGAUUCGACGUUUCAAAUCAUCACCAUCACCGCGGCCAACUAUCGAGACAACACGUGGAGGCGGCACGCGCGCGGAAAAUUGAUUGUGAACCUCCCGAAAGCGACGCCGGAUAGUGAGGGGGCGGCGGCAAACCACAAGGGAACCGCGAACCACCCGACCACCAGCCCGGAAUCGGCGGACGUGCUGGACUGUGGCAAACCGGUCAACUUUACCUACUACGACGAUCUGAUCGGCGUGGCCCAGCGGUACAGCCAUCCGGUCGUGCCCGAGCCGGAGGUCGCCUUCCUCUUUCUCAAGAAGAAGGGCCCGAAGUCGCUGAAAAACUUCGACAUCGAUGCGCUCGAGCGGCGGCUCCGCAAGGCGAAGGCGGAGAAACCGCGGUCGGUGCAGCUGUACAACCAGAUCGGCAACUUUUGGCGAAUAAAGGGCGACGCCCGGCACUCGAUCGAGUGCUUUCGCAGCGCGCUCGCGAUGGCACCGACCAACGCGGAGGUGCUGCUCAACCUGGCCCGGGUGCUGUUCAACCUGCAGUACCUGGACGAUGCGAUACAUCUUACCAGACGCUCGCUGGAGGUGCAGCCGAGGGAUCGCAGCGCCUGGCGGCAGUACUUUACGCUCGGCGAAAUUUUCAAAGCGUACGGCCACUUCCAGGAGUCGGUAAACCAUCUGCGCCAGGCGCUGGAACUCUACCCGCAGUACGAACCGAUCAAGAAGGCGAUCGCCGACGUGGAGAACAUUUCCGCCUCCUCGCUACACAUCUUUACCGUCAUCAUCAUCAUUUUCCUGGUGAUGUGCGUGCUGUAUGUGAUCCUUUCGUCGAACGAAAGCAGCCAGAACAACCACGAGCUGGAGCAGAAGGCGGCCCGCCACUUUAACCGUGCGAUGGCGAUGCGCUCGCUAAAGGGCUUCACGCAGCGUUCGUUUAAGAAUAGAAAGUAAACCUCCCCCUGCUCGAGACGCAAGAUCCUAGCACCACCUUCCUGCGGUAACGGAAGGGUGUUGUUCUGCGCGAAGUAACGCCGGGCAGAAGAAGAUGAUAGGCCGCUAGCAAACGCGAGAAGCUAGAUGGAGAAAGCUAAUCUCUCUGUAGCGCAAUGAGUCGCACAGAUCUAUAUACAUGUAUAUGUAGGGGUUUGUGAGUGUGUGUGGGUGUGUGUGUGUGUGUGUGGGUGUGUUUGCGGGUGCGUAGAUCGCUCUUGGUGGAAAUGCGGACAGUCUUGCGGCUAGGAUGUUGCGCGUCAAACAGUGGUGGCGUGUGCUGCAGCAGGAUGGUAGGAGAUUUAUAGUUUGUAAGCAAAAAUUGAGAUUCGUGAAAAUCUUCCAAUAUGCCACACCGAAUACGCCCGCUCACACACACAUUCGCACACACAGACACACACACACAGACACACGUCCACACACUGAACCGCGUGCAAAGUAGAAGGCAGGAAAAGGGCAGGCAAACAAUUUGACCGCGAGAGAAGGAGCAAUUCCAAUUGGAAUCCAAACUUCGUAUCGAGAUCAUAUAGUAAUCGUGCGCGAAGGCAGCAGGAAAAGGAAGCAUAGCAAAGAACAAAGAAAAACACACACACUCACACAGAAAUUGCUAAUCUAAUUACUAUUACACUAACUAUUGCAACAGCUACUAUUGUAAAACGGCUGGUGAGGUGAGGCUGCGGCUGAGAUAGGCGCAAUAGGCGCCCCCAGAAUAGAGUUGGUUGGUGUCUGUGUGUGUAUGUGUGUGUUACACAAUCGCCACCCAGUCUCCAUCCCAUCUUAAUAAUCCCUGCUCGCCCCCCCACAAAAAAAGGAGAGUGGCCUGUGUGCCGCCUUGGAAAGGAAUGUGCGCGCUCGUUCGUAGGAUCGUUCGAAUUAAGAAGCUUCACUUCUGCGUUGCGGGUAGAGUUUGUGUUGAGAUUAGUGCAUGUGAUCGUCAUUAUUUUUCGGAUUAUUUUUUUUAUCCUAUAAUUUUACGUAUACGCAAGCGUUGACGUUUCUGCUAGCGGACAGACUACACUGCCCUCCAAUAUCGUUCACACACACACACACACACACACACACACACACACACACACACACACACACACACACACACACACACACACACACACACACACACACACACACACACACACACACACACACACACACACACACCAAGCCCCCCGGAUUCGGUAUUAAGCAUUAACCGAUACAAUUCGCCAGUACAAGUACAACCGAGCAGGAGAGAUUCGCUGAAGAAGGAAAAAAGAAUGAAAUUCCGUACUUUUUUUUAAUGAACAAAAAAAUCCAAAAUAAUUAUGUGUUUAUGCUGCGUUUAUUAUUUUCAUUAUUUUUUUUGUGUUAAAGAAAGCUUUCGGAGCGUAGGUAGUGCGACGGCAAGGAAUCGGUUGAUGGAAUGAGGAUGCGUAGUGAGGAAUUCUCUUCUUUCUUUUCCGUUGAAGAAUCGAAUUGUGAUACAACUUGCGUUUUUUUUUAAUUAUUUACGAACGCAUUUAUUGUGCGAUUUAGGAAGCGCCACCAUUAUUUAAACGUGGCUCAAACGUGGCUUUUAGCGAUUAAGUGCGCAUUGGCGGGGUAAGGAUGCGCUGAUGGUGCGGUAGUUCGCUCUGCUUACCGACAUUCGUUUUGUUUUCGGUUGCAUUGAAUUGGAUGGAAUGCCACUGCAAGUGCUUUCCGUGUGCGUUUUCACCUGUCACGUUCGUUCCCGCCACUGGACGCCCAACGUGGCACGCGACAGUCCCAUCAGCUAUCAGGUGCAGGUUGCAACUGCAAAUGCCAUGAAAACAUAACAAGCACAACAUAAUCUGUACUUAGGCCAGGCUGGAAAUGGGAAUGGCACCGAAAGCUAUCGUUAUCUCUCAGCGCUGUGUGCGUGUGUGUGUGUGUGUGUACGUGUUGGCCGUGUGUCCGAUUAACGGGCAACGCGCAGAUAUGGUUGUUCUCAAUGUUCUCGUCAGUUUGUCGUAGAAUUUGGUUUUAUUUUUCUUUUCUUUUUUUUUGCUUCCGAUAUGCGAUAAGAUAUCCUACACAGACGGCACACGUUCAGCCCGCACCGACCCCAUAUAGAGUCCCCAUAAAAAAGGGAAAUCGGCUAGGAAAAGAAAAGGGUUGUUCAUCAGGCGGGGUAUGUUUCUCCGAUUUUCGUUCAACCCAAAUUACUACAGCCACAGCAAACAUUGGAAUAGUUUAGUGUUAAAUAUAUACUAUCAACAAGCAGCAGCAGCAUCUGCGGACUAUUAAAAAAACCCUGAACGGCUCUUCUGAUCGUA